This is a messenger RNA of Thermochaetoides thermophila DSM 1495, 1284 nucleotides long. Its product is annotated as phosphoserine aminotransferase-like protein. Gene Ontology annotation, cellular component: cytoplasm. The coding region runs from base 1 to 1284 and encodes 427 amino acids. Lineage: Eukaryota; Fungi; Ascomycota; Sordariomycetes; Sordariales; Chaetomiaceae. The transcript has 3 exons. The record is from RefSeq and is a predicted model, not a curated record. Gene Ontology annotation, molecular function: pyridoxal phosphate binding; O-phospho-L-serine:2-oxoglutarate transaminase activity. Gene Ontology annotation, biological process: L-serine biosynthetic process.
AUGCCUACUCGCGCCGACAUCACCUACUUUGGCGCUGGCCCGGCUGCGCUGCCGACCGAUGUGCUCGAGACCGCUGCCCAGGCUCUGCUGAACUACAACAACACUGGAUUGGGCAUUGCUGAGCACAGCCACCGCUCCGAGCUGGCCACAAAUAUCAUCAACGAGGCCAAGGCCGACCUGGCUACCUUCCUCGACAUCCCCACGGACGAGUAUGAGACUAUCUUCAUGCAGGCAGGCGGCACCGGCGAGUUCGCCGCCUCCGUCUACAACCUGGUAGGCGCCUGGGUUGCGCGGCAGCAUGCCGCCGUGCUGAAGGAGCUGGGCGCAGAUGCCGACGAGGCCAAGGUCGUUGAGGCUCUGCGGAAGCGCGUCCAGUCCCGUCUCAAGCUGGACUACAUCGUUACCGGCGGCUGGUCGCUCAAGGCUUACCAGGAGGCUGUCCGCCUUCUGGGCCCUGAGUACGUCAACUUGGCUGCCGACGCGCGCACCAUCAAUGAUGGCAAGUUCGGCAAGAUUCCCGACCAGUCUACCUGGAAGCUGAGCGAGGAUGCUGCUCUGGUCUACUACUGCGACAAUGAAACCGUCGACGGCGUCGAGUUCCCCGAGUUUCCCUCGGUCUUGGCCCCACGCGCCGACGGCUCGGGCCCCAUUGUCGUCGCUGACAUGUCCUCCAACAUCCUGUCCCGGCGCUUUCCUGUCCGUAACUACUCGCUGCUGUUCUUCGGUGCCCAGAAGAACCUUGGCUGCACCGGCGUCACGGUUGCUGUUAUCAAGAAGUCUCUGCUGCCGCCGAAUACUGUGCAGCCCACCCCUACCCUGCUGAGGAAGCUCGGCCUGCCCAUCCCUCCGAUCAUCCUUCAGUACGAGACCAUCGCCAAGAACAACAGCUUGUACAACACUCUGAGCAUCUUCGACGUCUACAUUGCCGGCCAGGUGCUCAAAAAGCUUCUGCGAACGUUCCCCGACAAGGUUGAUGGCCAACAGAAGGUUGCCGAGCAGAAGGCCAACCUGCUCUAUGCUGCUCUCGAGGCUCAUCCGGACGUCUACCGCAUUGUGCCGGACAAGUCGGUGCGCAGCAAGAUGAAUAUCUGCUUCCGCGUUACCAAGGGCGGCAACAUCGACGAGGCCGAGAAGGCUUUCCUCAAGGAGGCUACCAGCCGCGGCCUGACUGGCCUCAAGGGCCACCGCAGCGUCGGUGGUAUCCGUGCCAGCAACUACAACUCGAUUCCCCUGGAAGGUGCCCAGAAUCUGGCCAAGUUCAUCGAGGACUUUGCCAAGGCAUAA